Frankliniella occidentalis (western flower thrips) is the source of this 843-nucleotide messenger RNA. RefSeq lists its product as uncharacterized. The record is from RefSeq and is a predicted model, not a curated record. Lineage: Eukaryota; Metazoa; Arthropoda; Insecta; Thysanoptera; Thripidae. The transcript has a single exon. The annotation marks the transcript as partial.
ACUAGUGAUAAGUUCAAGUUCUUCACGGGCAUAUCUGUGGAUGAUUUUGAGGCACUGUUUAAUUUGACUGGGGGUGACGAUGUCAUCAGAAAUCUUAAAAUGAAAUAUGCUGAAAAUACACCCAAGAAAGCAAUUGCAACCUGUAUGUCAGGUAGAGACAGACUGUUUAUGCUCCUACUUCGCCUUAGAAGAGGUCUCCCUGGGGAAGAACUUAAAUUCUGCUUCGGCAUUAACUCAACAUAUGUAUAUGAAAUCUGCUAUGUAAUGACACGCCUUGUUUACCAGACAUUUAAGUCAAUGGAGAAGUUUAUGUUUGUGUCUGCUGCGGAUCAGAAACCUGGUCAGCCAAAAGUCAUGCGUCCCUUCAAAAAUCUACGAGUCAUCCUUGAUGGGAUGUCCAUAUUCGUACGGACUCUUUCAAAUUUUGAGCAACAAGGAAAUACUUAUUCUCGUUACAAGGCUGAUAAAGUUCCCCGGUAUGCUGUUGGUAUUUCCUCCCAUGGAGCCACAAUCUUUUGCAGUGAAGGGUUUGAGGGCAACAUGUCUGACAAAGAGUCAAUAAUACAGAGUGGACUCUUAGAUAUGUUAGAAGAAGGGGAUGGGGUAAUGACUGAUAGAGGAUAUGAACUGACUGCAGAGUUGCAGGCCAAAAAGUGUCACUUUUACAAGCCACCUUCUCUGGGCAACCGUAAGGCCUUCACACCAGAGGAAGAAAUUCUUACCAAAGCUAUUGCUUCUGCCAGAAUUUAUUGCGAACAUGCUAUCGCUGAUAUCAAGGACUGGAGAAUACUGCAGGGAACUGUGCCUCUCAAUAUGAUUCCAGUAGUGUCAAGCAUAGUGUAG